Molecule: messenger RNA, 1419 nt
Organism: Tetrahymena thermophila SB210
Lineage: Eukaryota; Ciliophora; Oligohymenophorea; Hymenostomatida; Tetrahymenidae
Exons: 1
Source: RefSeq, a predicted model, not a curated record
AAAUUAUAAUCAAUUAAUAAACAAACAAAUCAAUAAAUUAAAAAAUAAUCAAUCAAAUAAAUAAAUCAAUCAGUCAAAUAAUUCAUCAAAAUUCAAUCAAUAAUCUCAAAAUUAUUAAUAAUUAAAUAAAUAAAAAUGACUUUCGGUGCCUUUGAUCAAACUAAAGACUAAAUUAUGCAAGAUGUCUUAUAUAUAUUAGACAACAUUAGAAAGGAUAGAUCUUUCUUAAACAAGCACUUCUAGAAUUCAAUCAACAAUUACUUCUUAGAAGACUAUGCUGGAUACUUCUUAAAGGAAUACUUAAAUAUGCCUAGAGCAAAGGAUAUUACUAAAUACGUUUAAAAUAAAUAUAUGGAUUUAAAGGGAACUAAAUACAUGAAACUCAUGUAUGGUUACAUCCAAGAAUUAAAGGAAGCUAAUCAAAUCAAUCAAUUUAUGAAUUUACUUUUAGCUAAUAUGCAAUCAGAAUCAUAUGACAAUGAUAAAACCUCUAAAGAAUGGUAAAGCAAUGUCUGGAAGAGAGCAUUCUCUCUUUUUGUUCAUCAUUUCUGCCUUUAGGAAUAUGACCAACUCAAGGGUAUUUUUGAAAUUUGGAACUCACUCUUCCCUCGCAGCAAGAUUCUUAGAAAGAGAUAAGAAAAUGUUAAUCACAGACCCAAAGAAUUCUAAGAAUAGGAAAUUGAUAAUGUUAGAAUUACAAAGAAUCAAAACAAAAAUUCUCAAUAAAAGUAAAUUACUCCUGCAUAAGAAUAGGCCAUCUUCAAUCUCAACCAAAGCUUCUUCGGUAAUGAUUUCAAGAAUGGUAUGUUCUUCCCUAACUAAAAAUCUGAAUACCACAUUAAGUAAUAAUACGAUUACUACGUUGUCCCUUAACAAUAACAACAAUAAAAUUAAUAAUAACAAUACAAUUAAUACAACACAUAAUAUUCUAACUAAAACCAAUAAAAACAAAUUGACAAUUAAAUCUUCGAAGAUCAAAUGGAUAUUAACUUCGAUUAACCUUAAUAAGAAGAUAAUAUUAAUGAUUUCUUCACUAAUAUUCCUGAAGAUUUAGUAUAAAAAGCUGAAGAUACCUCAAGCCCCAUCAGCUCUGCUCCCUAAACCAUGAAUAACUUUAAUGAAAAUUAAUAUGAUUAAAUAAUUGAAUAACAACAAUUAUAAUAAUAACAAUAACUUUAGUAAUAAUAAUUACCUUCCCUUUCAAGAAACAACUCAUUCAAAUUCCUAUAAUAAUAAAUAAAUUAUAACAAUUAAAUUUCUUAAUAAAUAGGUGAUAACUAAUUUAACUUAUUCUAAAAUAAUGACGAAACUUAUUAAUAAAACAAUCAAUAUAUCUACAGCUUUAAUAAUUAAGAAAAUUCAUAUGUUGACUAUAAUUCCUAUUACUACAAUUCUAAUUUCUAACAAAACUACGCUUGA